CCCCUCCCCUCCGCGGCGGGGGCGGCUCCGUCCCGCAGCGCCUGUGCGCGCGGCCGGGGGCGCCGAGGGCGCGCGGAGCCGCGGCGCAGGGAGGCGGCGGCGGGAAGGGCGCUGCCAUGCGGGCGUGCGGGCGCCUCCCCGCAGCCGCCGCCGGGCCAGGGUAGCCCUAGUUCCUCAAGAGUGCAGCAGGUAUUGGAUGUUUGUGGUAAACCAUGGCAGCUGAUGAUAAGGUUGCCAUUUUAACUGAUGAUGAGGAAGAACAGAAGAGAAAGUAUGUGCUUGCUGAUCCUUUCAAUGGCAUUUCCAAGGAUCAAGACUUGCCACCCCAGAAUGAGUCCCCUUCGACAGAGACAACCGCUGUCCCAGAUGAAGAGCUAGACUGGUUAGAAAAGCACUGCGUCAAAAUAAAUAAUGAUCUUCUGAUCUCAAAGGUCUUUUAUUUUUUCUUCUAUUCUGCAUAUGGCUCGCUGUACCCCUUGUUGCCUGUAUAUUACAAGCAGCUGGGUAUGUCACCCAGUCAGAGUGGGCUUCUGGUGGGCAUCAGGUACUUUAUUGAGUUUUGCAGUGCUCCUUUCUGGGGGGUGGUGGCAGAUCGCUUCAAGAAAGGGAAGAUCGUCCUCCUCUUUUCGCUUUUAUGCUGGGUUUUAUUUAACCUGGGGAUUGGAUUUGUUAGACCAGCCACCUUAAGAUGUGUACCAAAGGGCCUUUCCCCAGCACAUCCCACCAAUGCAAGCAGCCUUUUAACAACAGUUUCGCAAAAUGCCUCGAUGUCUUCUCUGCUAAACACAGUGAGUACUGCAUCCCCAAAAGUUCGUGGGAAGAGAGACCUGCUCACUUCCAGUCCAAUCACUUUGGAAGCAACAGAGACAGCUAAUCCUGAAAUAACAUUCGUGUUACCUAUGCAGAGCAAUGAUGUGGAGUUUUUUUUGGAAAACAGUACCCAUUUUAUGUUGAAAAACACCACCACUAGCCCAGUGUCACUAGGGAACGUGACUCCAAGUCCUACCCCAGCUGCCAUCACUGCAAAGCCGAUGCCUUCUGACCAGGCUGUGCUCGUUUAUGAUCAACAAGAAGUAGAAGCCAUUUUUCUACUCAUUUUGCUGGUUGUCAUAAUAGGAGAAUUUUUCAGUGCUUCCUCUGUUACUAUUGUGGACACCGUGACUCUGCAGUACCUUGGCAAACACAGGGACCGGUAUGGAUUGCAGCGUAUGUGGGGGUCCCUGGGCUGGGGGCUGGCCAUGCUUUCCGUGGGAAUUGGCAUUGACUAUACCCAUACAGAAGUUGUCAUUGAAGGUCAAGGAUGUAAAGCUCCUGAAUACAAGAACUACAGGAUAGUUUUCAUCGUCUUUGGUGUUCUGAUGACAAUGGCAUUAAUUGUGGCCACUCAGUUUCGAUUCCGUUACGCACACUUCAAGCAAGACAAAAAUAAGGGAAAUGAGGCAGAAAUCUCACAGGUGGACAGAAGUGUCUCCAACGAAUCCUCCGACAACACUCCUACCAGUUUGAGCCAGUCACAGUCUUUCAGUUUGUGGGACCUUAUAAAACUGCUGUGUAGUAUCCAGUACGGCUCGGUGCUCUUCGUGGCCUGGUUCAUGGGAUUUGGAUAUGGCUUUGUGUUCACCUUUCUUUACUGGCACUUGGAAGACCUGAAUGGCACCACCACUCUCUUUGGAGUAUGUUCUGUGCUCAGUCAUGUGUCUGAGCUGACCGCCUACUUCUUCAGCCACAAAUUGAUUGAAUUGGUUGGCCAUAUCAGAGUGCUUUAUAUUGGUCUUGCCUGUAAUACAGCUCGAUAUAUUUACAUCUCGUAUCUGGAAAAUGCUUGGACUGUUCUUCCGAUGGAAGUACUUCAAGGUGUCACACACGCAGCUAUAUGGGCAGCUUGCAUUUCGUAUCUUAGCGCAGCAGUGCCUCCAGAACUGAGAACAUCAGCCCAGGGAAUCCUGCAAGGUCUCCACUUGGGUCUCGGCAGAGGAUGCGGGGCUAUGGUUGGAGGGGUUUUGGUCAAUUACUUCGGUCCUGCUGCCACAUUCAGAGGAAUAGGGAUGGCUUGUUUAGUGAUUCUUCUUCUGUUUGCAAUGAUCCAGUGGCUGUUGGUUCCUGAUGAAGAAGAAGAAAAGACAAUGCUGGCAGAAAGGAUCCCAGUGCCUUCCAGUCCUGUUCCCAUAGCGACUAUUGACCUUGUACAACAGCAGUCAGAAGAUAUGCCUCGGACAGAGCCCAGACUCCCUGUAAAGAAAACUAAACACCAAGAAGAGCAAGAGGAUGUGAACAGGCCUGCCUGGGGCAUCAGCUCUUCUCCUUGGGUCGCUAUAGCUUAUGCUGUCUACCAGAUAAAAGAGAUGGUUAAACUAUCCAAAACCAAUCCAGCUCCCGAGAGUCAGCCUUUGCAGAAAAUCAGUGAGAAUCGCAGUGCUUCAUCGGCCAGCUCAGCCAGACAACCGCAAAAUCUGACAGACUGUGGGCAAUCCAGAAAUUGUUCCGCACCAACACCUACAGCAACAUCAGAUUCCGAAGUAGAUGGCGACCACAUUGUGUUGGAUCAUGAUGCUCAGCCUGCUGCUGCAGGGCCCUGAGAUGCGCUCAUCUUAUCAAAUACAGUGCAUGGAAUUCUGCUUCUCACCUGGGAAUGCUGGAGUAGGAGCUCAAAAGUAGGACUUCAUCUUAAUGAUCAUAAUGUGAUGCAAUGCAAGAUUUUAACUAUAUAAAGAAUAUUCAUACAACUACAGAGAGCAACAUGGGCAGGGAAGCCAGAAGUUCGGAAUUCUUGAGGGAAACUAUGUGGCCGGGUCUAGCGGUAGGAAGAGUUCUUGGCUGCUUUGCUAAAGCUGAGUCAAGUGCUAUGCGAUUUCUUUGCAAUCUGUAGAAAAAAGGGAGUUCAUGCCUCACUUAUUGAGGCACAGUGUCAGACUUAAUCGGAUUAUGUUCUUCAAAUUUAUCCCAAGACAAAAUGAAAAGACUUUUUAGGGGAGAAACUGAGUUUACCUGCAUAGUCUAAUAGAAAAUACCAGACCCAAUAAAUAUAGCAACAGCAUGAAACUGUUUCUGUGAAGAUUUCUCAGAAGCAGAGUAGCUUUAGGAAGCGUAUUGUCAUUUUAUGGUGAUGGAUUAAGUAAAAUACACACAUAUUCAAAUAAUAUGUUUUUGAAGCUAAUGUUACCUUGUUUAAGAUAAAGGUUUCGUUCUGCAAGGCAAAUACUUUGAACUGGAGUUUUAGUGAAAAUAAAAAGCUGGAGGAAGGCUUCUGAAGAAGGAAACCUCUGUGCUUGUGGCCCUUCGGUUUGGCAUAGUUUGUAUGUCUUUGGUUAAUUUUAGGUUUGAUGUUGUAUCGAGACAAGAAUCUUUGAUCAGGAUUGCACAACCCAAGGUUGGUAAAGGGUUUCAGUGGACACACUGUUUUUUGGGGUUUUUAUUUCAUCAUCUAUACAAUUAUUUAGUUAAUGCAGUGUAGUUACUGUGGUUAUUUGGUUAUUAAUAUAUUAAGAAAACAGUAAGCUUUAAGUGCCUAGGGAAGGUGGGGCAUAGGGAGGGAUCGCCUGAAUAUCUUGAUUAGGAUUAUAGGGCAAAGUUGUUGACGCAGUAAUCAAGUAGAGUGAGAUUCUUAGGAGGAAGUAAACGUAACUAAAUCGCAGUAUGUUUGGGAAACUGCCCAAUGUCUAGACACUGGAAGACUUUGGAUUAUGUUUCAUUAUGCUUUUCAAUAUUAACUGCAGCCAGCUCAGUGUGGUGGUGCACAGUGAAAACUGCUGGAGGGAAGGCCUUGGGCUCAGGGAGGAGUCGGGGUUUAGUCAAGAGAGUGUCCUGGCCCAUUUGCUUAUAUUAGCAGCUUGUUCUGGGGAGAUUAGCACUUCUGCAGGACUGAGGAAGUAUUGCUUGGCCCUCCUUGAAGUCAGAUAUGUAAUAUGUGCCAGGCCUUCUGUGGGGAAGGUGCGUGCUGUGGGAUGGUACAGUGAGAGGCAAGACAAACAGGAGCACAGGGUCAAGGGAGGGGAGAAGGCUGCAGGGUAGCAGGAAAGGGAAUGUGUAGUUCUGCCCACAGUGACACCCAGUUGGCUUGGCUGGAAGGGUGUCCUGUAGCUGUGCUUUAGUUUAGAACAACCCAUUUUCUGGUGGUGCCUGGGACCAUAGACAAUAACAAGAAACAUUGAUGACUGGCCACUAGUUACUUUUUUUGCACUUGAACUUAAAUGUACUGUACUCACAUAAAUCCUCAUGACUUGUCUUAAGUGUCCUUUAAAAUCAGAGAUGUAUUUAUUGUAUGUUUGUAUAACUUGGGGAGAACUAAAGACUGAAGAGGUGAUGAGACAGAAGGAUGCUAAAAUCCAUCUUUAGGCAAACCAACCAUUUGCUGAGUUCAACAGCGUUACCUCAGCUGCUACUGCAUAGCAUCUGGAUUGUGAGGUGAAGAGCUUAUACACUGUGUGUUUACACUUCAGAAUUGUGUAUUUGAAAUGCCUGCUCUUUCUGGAAUUGUAUAGUCAUUUUGUGUUGCAAAAUGGACGUGUACACCUGGGUUUUGAUAUUUGUGAAACUGAAAAAAAAAUGUGGUUAAGAAAUAUAAAAUAUCCAUAAUGUAUUUAAUAGUAUCAGUCUGAACUUGUAUUAGAUUUGCUUAUGUUAUGGUGCCAGCACUGAAUGUCAUCAUUGCACUAAAGUAACUCAAUGGUGAUUACCUUUUGCCAGGUUCACCGUCUGGAGGACAGUGACCCCUGAGCUUGGGAAUCUUUCCUGCACAACAUUAAAACCUAUUUCACAAUAAAAUCUGACUGUAGGCACAAAUUCCCUUGGCAGGGGCAAGGAAGAUGUAAGGGACAAACACCAGUGUGUAUCGUGAACAGGCUGAUAGGGACGUCUGCAGGACAUCAUGAGUGAAAGUAAAAACUGGAUGACGUUUGUCACCUCGCAGCUUUGAGAUGGAGCCUAAGUGCAGGUUAUGUCAGCUUGUAUGGAAAUACUCCAUUUCUAUUGCUGAUUAUAUCUGCACUAUUGGAUGUGCCCUUUACAGUGCCAUGUUUGUCUGGAAUUUAUUUUUAUCUCAGGUGUAGGACAGUGAAAAUUUUUACUAUUUCAAGUGCUUGGCUUGUAUGCAUACAAAAGUGAUGACAGGGAGAGAUCUUAGUUUUGUUUCGUUGUUUGCAUGCAGCUGCCAGACCACACUUGUCACCUUACGAAUCUGCCUUUGUGGUGGCUUGGAUCCUUCAGGAGCAGGGAAUGAAAAUGGCAGGUUCCUUCAGGGAUGCAUUCGAGGUGGAGAGGACACUCCAUUUUGGAGCAGCCAUAGCUAAAGCAGAGUUAGCAUUCCUUAAAUCUGCAUUGAGGGAGAAAAACCUUGGCA
Cuculus canorus (common cuckoo) is the source of this 5335-nucleotide messenger RNA. It is a transcript of the gene MFSD6, whose product is annotated as major facilitator superfamily domain containing 6. The transcript is spliced from 7 exons. Gene Ontology annotation, cellular component: plasma membrane. Bases 213 to 2576 code for a protein of 787 amino acids. Gene Ontology annotation, biological process: antigen processing and presentation of exogenous peptide antigen via MHC class I. The record is from RefSeq and is a predicted model, not a curated record. Lineage: Eukaryota; Metazoa; Chordata; Aves; Cuculiformes; Cuculidae.